UUCAGAGCAUGUUUUAGUGUAGCUUUGGGUUAAGCGUACUUUUAGUUUUCAGGGACGAGGGAUGUAGACGUGAGUGGGGGGAUUGAAUAGAGUGAGGGUACGCUGUGAGAGGCGCAACCUUAUCAGUCCGACUAUAGUUGACGUUCUUCCACCAUGGGAGUCAUAAAGAAUCUCUGGCUCCUCUUCUUGUUAGGAAUCAUUGGCAGUGUUCAAACGUACCCGAAGAACCAGACAGUAAUUCCCAGGCAGUGUCAACGUACUAUGACCACUUCGUAUUUAUCAAUUAUGAGCAAGAGCCGCUACAGACGUCGAUUUAUCAUCGAUUAGAUUAGAUGCGAUUAAAUCGCAAUGAAUUUGUGCAUAUGCACCGCAGUACUCGAGCUAUAUUCUCUGUCUUCAGACAAUCUUUUAUUGUAGGUUUGGGUCAAGCGUGCUUUUAUGUUUCAGGGGUGAUUCAUGUAGAUGUGAAGGGGAUUGAGUAGAGUGAGAGACACAAUCUCAUCAGUCCGAGUAUAGUUAACGUUCCUCCACCAUGCGAUUCAUAAAAAAUGUCGGGUUCCUCUUCUUGUUAAGGAUCCUUGCCCGCGUUCAAACGUACCCGAAGAACCAGACAGUAAUUCCCAGGCAGUGUCAAUGUACUAUGACCACUUCGUAUUUAUCAAUUAUGAGCAAGAGCCGCUACAGACUCCGAUUUAUCAUCGAUUAGAUUUGAUGCGAUUAAAUCACAAUUAAUUCGUGCUUCCGAACCUCAGUAUUCGAGAUCUAUUUUCUGUCUUCAGAGAAUCGUUUAGUGUGGGUUUAGGUCAAGCGUGCUUUUAGUUAUCAGGGGUGAGUGAUAUAGAUGUGAGUGGGGAUUGAGUAGAGCGAGGAGCACAAUGUUAUCAGUCCGACUAUAGUUGACGUUCUUCCACCAUGCGAGUCAUAAAAAAUCUCUGGUUCCUCUUCGUGUUAGGGAUCCUUGCCAGUGUUCAAACGUACCCACAGAGCCAGGCAGCCAUCCCCAGGCAGUCAAUAUACUUCGAUCAUUUCGUAUUCUCUCAAGUAUGGCCACCAACCCUGUGCCCAGCCCCGAAACAAGAAACAACCGAUAGUUGCAAUCAAACUGUUAGAAACCACUGGAUGAUCCAUGGUCUUUGGCCAGGGAAAUUCCACACGUUGGACGUGAAAUACUGCGAUAACAGUUCCAUCUUCGAUCCCACAUCCAUCGACUCAAUAAAAACAGAAAUGGAGAUGAAGUGGCUGGAGUGGAUGCCUGUGGACGAUGAUGAUAAACCGUUACCGGUGUGGAAACACGAGUGGGAGAAGCAUGGAACGUGUUCUACUUCGCUUGAAAUAUUGAAAACACAGGAGAUGUAUUUCAAGAAGGCCUUAGAGCUCUACGACUCUCACAACAUGAAUAAUGUUCUGGAGAACGCGAAUAUUCGGCCGGGCAAUUACUAUUCAGUUGGAGCUAUUCUCAGUGGAGUCAGUCGAGUCUUGGGGAAACGAUGUAUGUUGCAUUGCAGCACUAAACCGGGGAAAAAUGAAUCGCAUCUCGAGGAACUUUGGAUAUGCUUCGAUAAGUCAUUAAAUUUGAUCCACUGCGAUGAAGUUUUGAACUUCCCAACUGAUUGCCCUUGGGAAAGAGAUGUGUAUUACCCUGAAUACCCACCUAAUGACUACAAAGUUCAAGUAAUUUGAUUCUUCCAUUCGUCUCUAAAAGGAGAUGAAGGCAAAAAAAAUCAUGCAGUAAAUUCCGGAAAUUUCUUGGAUACUAUUAGGUUUUUCGGUUUUCGUCUGCGGAUCCGGUCACUUCGGAAAUAUUUACUGGGUCAGUUGUUCUGAUUCGAGAAAUUCGCACUUCUCGUAAAUAAAUCGGGAGUUUAAGCUUGUUCUCGGGAAUAUUCUCCCCCGAGUUAAAUUUUAUCCAAUAAGAAAUGGCAUGUUCAAUGCCGACACAUUUACAUUAAUAGUAAUGAUAAAAAUCACUUAAUUAAGAAAUUAUUUUCAUAUUUAUAACCUGUCCGGAAGUGUCCUCUCACUCAUCAGUCCAGCUCUCCUAUCCUUCUGCGUUUUUCUGUACAAUCACGACAGCUGAGGGCACCAGGCCUGUCAAAUGAAGAAUUUUUCGGUUGUAAUUCCUCGAGAGAUUCAAAACAAUCAGAUAUUUCCUGAUAGUUCAAUUGCAUAAUCGAAAAUACUCAAAAUAUUGAACAUAUACAAAUACACGUAAAAUUGUGAUAUCAAAAUUUAAUAUUAGAAACUAAUUUAGACAAAUAAAAAGUCUAGCUGGUUUGGUUGAAAAG
Molecule: messenger RNA, 2285 nt
Organism: Diachasma alloeum
Lineage: Eukaryota; Metazoa; Arthropoda; Insecta; Hymenoptera; Braconidae
Product: ribonuclease Oy
Exons: 5
Coding region: 913-1680 (255 amino acids)
Biological process (GO): RNA catabolic process
Cellular component (GO): extracellular region
Molecular function (GO): ribonuclease T2 activity; RNA binding
Source: RefSeq, a predicted model, not a curated record